Messenger RNA from Candoia aspera, 792 nucleotides. RefSeq names its product phosphopantothenoylcysteine decarboxylase (gene PPCDC). The transcript has 6 exons. Gene Ontology annotation, molecular function: FMN binding; phosphopantothenoylcysteine decarboxylase activity. NCBI's taxonomy places the organism in Eukaryota, Metazoa, Chordata, Lepidosauria, Squamata, Candoiidae. Gene Ontology annotation, cellular component: phosphopantothenoylcysteine decarboxylase complex. The record is from RefSeq and is a predicted model, not a curated record. Bases 103 to 777 code for a protein of 224 amino acids. Gene Ontology annotation, biological process: coenzyme A biosynthetic process.
AGCUGAAGGCAGUGCACACCUCUCCCCCCUCCCCAUUUUAGGUCACCCACUAGCCCUCCCUGCAAGGUAGGCCAACCUGCAAGAACGAACGAUUGUCCCUCAAUGAAGCUUCAUGGCUGCCCAAAGGUUGAAGAGGACAGCUCUCUGGGCCUGAUCAUGGAUCCUGCGGCAUCUUCUCUGCCACAAAUCUACCCUGCUGCCUCGGAGAGGAACGUCCGCAUCCUUGUCGGGGUAACCGGCAGUGUGGCUGCGUUAAAGUUGCCUCUUCUGGUGGCAGAGCUUCUGAAGAUACCUGGACUGGAAGUUCAAGUGGUGACUACAGAGAAUGCAAAACACUUCUAUAAUCCUGAAGAGAUUCCUGUAAGAAUCUACAGUGACUCUGAUGAAUGGCAGCUGUGGAAAACACGCACAGAUCCUGUGCUACAUAUUGACUUGAGGCGUUGGGCUGACCUCUUGUUGGUAGCUCCUCUGGAUGCGAAUACCCUUGCCAAAAUUGCCAGUGGCAUCUGUGACAACUUACUGACAUGCGUCAUCCGUGCCUGGGAUGUGAACAAACCCCUAUUCUUCUGUCCUGCCAUGAACACAUUUAUGUGGGAGCACCCCAUCACAACUCGGCAAGUGGAGCAGCUGAAAGAAUUUGGCUACGCAGAGAUUCCUUGUAUAGUGAAGAAAUUGGUUUGUGGAGAUGAAGGCCAGGGUGCCAUGGCAGAAAUUUCAACCAUUGUGGAAAAAACAAAGGUGGUACUGUUGGAACGGGGCCUGCUGAAGCUGAGUUGAUUGCAAGAUAACAGG